CUUUCAGCAACCGCCGCGAUCGGUUCGGUUCAUUCCCGUUUCCUUCAGACCCCUAUGUGGCACGGGCCGCCUCCCCAGACCAUCCCAUUCCGCUAGACGCCCUAGAAACUCUGCGCCUUCAGUCCCAAAAGCCAUCACCGUGCGUAGUGUUUGUAGUUAGUGACGAAUCCAUUUGGGAAAUAAUAUCAAUUUAAGCUGUGCAUAUAAUUUCACCGGUGUUCUCCAUCCAAUCGUGGGCACGGUUCGAGCCGGCAUAUUCCAGAAUAUGUGUCAAUGAUUUGGUAGUGAAACUGGUUUCUAUUCGAUUCAAUUGGGAGGAAGUUGGUGAAAAUGAAAAUGAAGAUACAGCUCGCGGUUCUCGUUCUGGUGACCCUUUUCGGAUACUGCCACGUAGCUCCUGCAUUCGGCGAUGCAUUCCAACUAGGCACGGAGCAAACGUACACCUAUGUGAACGAAGUACGGGUGGGCGACGCGAGAAAUGCUUCGCAAAGCCUCGGAUACCUCGUCAAGGCCAAAGUCCACGUUGCCACCAUUUGGGGCGAUGAUGAACACAAACUACUCUUGUUGAAGAUCGUAAACCCAAUCCUGUACACUACUCCGGGCGAUGUAAAACACAAAACGACGUUAUCUAAAGUAGAUUCAACGCCAUUCUAUGUCUACUGGAAUCUGGGACAUGUGAAGAAAAUCUACUUUGAACAAGUAGAGGAUAUUUCGCUGGCCAAUUUCAAGAAGGGUGUUGCUACUUUGUUCCAGUAUCAGCUUCUCGAUGGGAAAUACGUCGAGGAAGAUCCAUCCGGAACUUGCGAUGUGCAAUACACUUCUCACUCGUCAACGCGGUAUCAUAAAGCGAAAAAUAACUGUAAGUUUGCAGACAACCGCUUUGAACGCACCGAGUAUCCACUGAGAAGUUUGACGAGAACAGUUAGAAGCGCCGACUUUACUGUAAGCGCUAAAGGAACGCUGGAGAAAGUUGCAGCGCAGGAUUACGUCAAAUAUUUAGUUAAUGCCUACGAUAGUUUAGGAGCGUUCCUGGAGUCUACGACGAAGCUGGAGCUUGAGGCAGAAUCCCAAAAAGUUGACACCGUUAAGGGAGGGUCUGUUGAUGAUGUUGUGAAAUCUCUAACAUUACAGGAAUACGGUCUGUUAACGGAAGAUUUCGAAUCGAAAUGCGAAGGCGAUAAAUGUGAUAGUCUUAUUAAAUUAGUCAAAAAUAACAAAAAGAGUCUAACCAACGAGCGCAUUGGAAAACAAGACCAAUCGGCCACCUUGGUCAAGCUGGUCGAGUACGCCCGCCAAACAUCGACGGAAGAUUUCCUCCGUGUCGUCAAGGCAAAGUCUAUGCAAGAACAUAGAGGUCAAUUACUGGAUCUCUUAGGUGCCACCCAAACAGUCGAAUCGCAUAAAGCUGCAAAAUCGUUGCUUUCGUACGAGUCCGAUGAAGACCUCUUCCUUGCCGAACGUUACUUGCAGGCGCUAGCCGUGGGAAGUCGACCUAAGAAGGCCGUCAUUGAAGAUUUGCUAGAACUGGCAGAGAAGAAGCCGGAUAAUAAUAAGUUCUACGAUACGCUGCUGCAAACUCUAGGCUCGUUAGCCCAUCGAUAUGCCAAGCUGCCAGGAAAUUCUUUCGACACCGAAAUUGUCGAGAAGGUUAAGAGCCUUUUGUUGAGUCAGUUGGAUUGGUGCAAGAAGGACAGAUGCAAGGUGAAGUUUAUUCGUGGACUUCAUAACCUCAAGUCGCCUAAAACUCUGGACGUUCUGAGCAAACUUGCUAAAGAAGGCAGCACUAAGGUGAGCGUAUCGGCUAUGAAAGCGUUGCGUUCAUUUUCAGUAUAUCUGUGGAACGAAGAUUUUAAAGCAAUAUUUGAGGACAUUUUCUUCCAAGUUUCCAAAAAAUACGACUCGAGCGCCAGAGCUCUAGCUCUCGAUAUCCUUCUGGACCUUAAACCGGAUUACGAAGAACUAAUGCAUCUGGUUCAACUCUUGAAAUCUAACGAUAAGGCUUACGAAGUAAAACAGUAUCUGCUUCAAAAGCUUCGUAUGUUGGCCGAUCGCUGUCCGGAUUUUGAAGCUCUAUUACAGAAAGUAGUUCGACGUGAUCAUCAGUUGAGCAAUUACCAUAUUCUUGGUGCCAAGGGGUUGUCCACAGCUCUAACUCGAACUUACUCAAAAGUACCUUCCUUCAAUGCAACAUUGGAAUCGCUCCAGGAGAUGAGCGGAGGAGUUUUGAAACGUGGUAUAGUCGAUCUGGCCUUGGAAGUCGGUGAAGAGAAGUUCAGUAUGUUCACACUCGGACUGUUCGCUGGAGGACUUUCCUCUUUUGUUAGCAGCGGUGAUGAUGAGGAAGUGGAAGAGGAUACUGAAUCGACCGCUGGUAUGGAACUUUCAGUGCAAGGAUCCGUUCUACGGCCAUUGGUUUUCUUCGACGGUAAAGGAGAACUCAUGGGACACGUUUGGAGUGGAACUGCUUCCGAACCAACUCCGGCCUAUCAAGCAACUACCCUACUUCAGGAUAAUGAAGAACGAUUCUCACUACAAAAUGGAGUCUCGGUCAAGUUGAACACCUUGGGUGCUAUUUCUAUUGAUCUGAAUGGACAAGUGACGAUGAGUAUUUGGGGAAGGAAUGCACACUCAAAAGUCGAGCAAAAUACUGGGAUCGCCGUAACCGGAAGUCUUACCUUGGACACCUCGUUCGUAUCGUUGGCCGUCAAUUUCAACGUUGGUCAAGAACCUCAGCUGCAUCUAACAUCGGACUUAGACUUCUCGUCUGAAAACCGAUUGUGCAUGCAGCUGAAACAGACGGACAGCGUUCUCAGUCGGAACGUACACAAAUCGGUUUCCAUUCCAGGCAGCAAGUUCCGUAAGACACAAACCAGCAAGAUGGUGUACAAAAUUCCAGGUCAUACGCACGCCUUAAAUCAGAAGAACAACGACAUGUGCAAUCUGAUUGCCAAAAGCUGAUCCCAAAAGAGGAAGAAAAUGUCGAAUUGGUCCCACCACCAGGAGACCAAUGCAACUAUUUUGCUUCCAAAAAUUACCUUCUAGGAUGACUUGAAAAGACUUUGAUAUGUGGUAAUAAUUUUCGAACUAGAAUACCAAUUGAAAGUGUGUUUAAACAUGGGUGUAAAAUUUUGUACAGUUGCGUUAAAGGUAAAACAAUGAAUAAAACAAGAUUUCUAAACAUAA
This is a messenger RNA of Armigeres subalbatus, 3183 nucleotides long. It is a transcript of the gene Mtp, whose product is annotated as microsomal triacylglycerol transfer protein. The transcript is spliced from 6 exons. NCBI's taxonomy places the organism in Eukaryota, Metazoa, Arthropoda, Insecta, Diptera, Culicidae. Gene Ontology annotation, cellular component: Golgi apparatus; endoplasmic reticulum; basolateral plasma membrane. Bases 331 to 2958 code for a protein of 875 amino acids. Gene Ontology annotation, biological process: lipoprotein metabolic process; lipid transport. Gene Ontology annotation, molecular function: lipid binding. The record is from RefSeq and is a predicted model, not a curated record.